Molecule: messenger RNA, 1423 nt
Organism: Poecilia reticulata (guppy)
Lineage: Eukaryota; Metazoa; Chordata; Actinopteri; Cyprinodontiformes; Poeciliidae
Gene: ftcdnl1
Product: formiminotransferase cyclodeaminase N-terminal like 1
Molecular function (GO): transferase activity; folic acid binding
Source: RefSeq, a predicted model, not a curated record
GUUGUCGUGUUAAAGUUAAUCUGAUGUUUUUUCCUCUCAUGUCCAGAUAAACGAGCCCAGUUUGCUCCAGGCUGGACUUUGGGCCUGUUUUCUAACUGCAGGUUCUGAGCAGAUUCUCUCCAGCUGCCCGGGUCCAGUUGCUCUGAAAGCAGCAUGACCUCUGGGACGCUGAGGUCACGUCUGGCUGCUUGUCUUCUGAACGUCUCUGAGGCUCGCAGGACGGACCUGGUGGAGGACGUGGCCAAGGCUGCUCUGUACGAUGCAAAGGGCAUGCAGCGGAAGGAGACCACGGUGCUGAACAUCUUCAACGACCAGGACUACAACCGCUCCGUCAUCACCAUCGUGGCCUCCGUCGACUCCAUCAGUGACGCGGUGCUGCCUGCGUGCCAGGAGGCGUGCGCGCGCAUCGACAUGCGCGGGCACGCGGGCGUGCACCCCUGCAUGGGGUCGGUGGACCUGAUCCCCAUCUACCCGCUGGGGGAGGCGGUGGGGCAGCGGGACUGCGUCCAGCAGGCCCUGGCGGUGGCGCGGGGCCUCACGGAGACCGUCCGCGGCGCCAGCGUCUUCCUGUUCGGCUGGGCGGACGCGGCGCUGCAGCGCGGCCUGGCCCGAAGGCGGAAGGAGACGGGCUGGUUCCGGAAGAGUCCGGACCUGCGGGCGCUCACCGCCGACGUCGGUCCGCCGCCGCGGGAACGAUACGGACUCACAGGAGUCGGCGCCAGUCCCUACGUCAUGAACUGUAACGUCUCCAUCGACACGCAGGACGUCGCCGUCGGCCGCAGCAUCGCCGCCGCCCUGAGGGCGUCGGCGCCCGGUGGGCUUCCUGGGGUCCAGGUUCUGGCUCUGCCACACGAGGGCGCCGUGGAGAUCGCCUGCAACGUGGAGAGCGUGGCGGGAGCCGCACCCGGCGGCCGGACCGACCCACCGUGGCCGCGCUUCGUCGUCGACGGGCGGCCAUAUUGCCACGCCCCGGCCGCCCUCAUCACGGCCCGGGUGGCGGAGCUGGCGGGGCAGUGGGGGGUCGGGGUGAAGGGCACCGCCCUGGUGGGGUUCACCCCCCAGGAGUGCAGGGGCUUAGCUGAGCUGGCUUUGUCUGAGGGGAUCGGGGAGUUCUGGAGGGAGCAGCGAAGGAUCCGCAUGUGAAAACCGAGCAGGAGAAAAACGACACCAACGAUUCUCCCGCAGUGUCAUGUAAAAUCAACUUUAUUACAUCCUGUCGUUCCCUCAUCGAAAUCAAACCUGGAGCUCUGAGUCUUUCAUGUUUGAGAAAGCCUUUCAUCUCCAUGGCAACCAUUCAGCUGAGCAAAAUGCCUGGGAGGGCCUAGCUCCGCCCACGAGCCGCAGAUCCUCCUCUGAGCUGCAGUUUCCAAGCUUCCGACCAGCCGCUCAGCUCCUUCAGACUAGCCUGCAUGAUUUAGCAAAC